UUCCAGAGCCCUAGUUCUACCAGCCAGAUUGACACAAGCCAGCAGAAGUCCAUCUCCAAGGCGCCCCUGGUCACCAUCCAGCCGGCCGACUCACUGACCAUCGACCCGGCCCCCUCGUUCCCCGACAGCCUACAGAUCAGCUCACCCAAGCUGGAUGGCUUCCAGAUCCCCAUGCUAGACCAGAUUAAGCUGGACAAAGAGCUGAGCUCCUCCACGCCCGUGCUCGGGGACACCCCGGAGAACAACGCCUCCAAGCUGAUCAGCGACAUCGCCUCACGCUCACAGAUGACGGCCGGCACCAUGGUGGUCUCGUCGGACUCCAUGCCCACCACCAUCACGGAGAUCGCAGAGGCGCAGGAGGGCCAGGGAGAGAAGCCCAAGAGGAAGCGAGUGCGCAAACCGAAGGUGGAGAAACCGCCAGAGAUCGGUCCUGAUGGGGAGCCCCAGCCGCCCAAGGAGAAGAAAAAGAGGAAGCCUCGGGAGCCCAAAGAACCGAAAGAGCCGAAACCCCCCAAACCCCCGAAACCCCCCAAAGAGCCGAAACCUCCCAAAGAACCCAAACCGAGAAAACCGAGGGCCCCGAAGGCUCCCAAAGAGCCCAAACCUCCGAAAGAACCCAAACCCAAAACCCCCCGGGUGCGGAAGCGCAAGACAAAAGCGGAGAUAGCAGCAGAGGCAGCAGUGUUGGCGGCAGCAGAAGCAGCAGAGGCAGCAGCCGCAGCGGGGGAGGGUUCAGCACCAGCAGGUGAGGACAGCUCGGCCGAGGCUGUGUCUACCACGACCCCUGCCAUGUCAACGACCCACAGCGGGGACUCGACGGCCGCGGCCAGCGACACCAGCGCUAUGGAUACCAGCGUGGACAAGAGCAACGUGUCGACCCUGACCUUCCCCGACCAGACGCCGGGCACCAGCGGGGACACGCCCGACACGGGAGGCCUCGUGGAGAAGCCCAAAGUGCCGAAAACGAAAAAACCGCGGGCUCCCAAAACUCUGAAACUGAAACCGAAGAGAAAGAAGACGCCGGCCUCUCUGUUGUUGAAGGGUAAGAAACGCAAGAGGAAAAACUCUGGCUCGGACGCGGAGCUCAAUCUGGGCGAGAGUGACCUCUCUGUGGAGGUCGACCCCAACACGGAGAAGCGGCGGUCGGCCAGGAACACAAAGAAGACCAAGUACAUCGACGACAUUGACCUCAACUUGUCGGAGGAAGAGAAACAGGAGGACGGCGAGACCACAGACGCCCCCGUGGCCAUGAAGAAAGAAACGGAGGAGGAUACUCUACUGGUGGACAAAGUGCUGGGGGAGAGGAGGAGGAAGCUGGAGACUGAGGAGGAGAAGGAGGGAAAAGAAGAGAAGAAGGAGGAGAAGGAGGAAAAGGAAGGUGCAGAGGAGGAGAAGAAGAAGGAGGAAAGUUCUGUUCCGAAAAAGACGGAGGAAGUGGAGGAGUUCUUUGUGAAAUAUAAAAACUACUCGCAUCUUCAUUGUGAGUGGAGGACGCUGGCCGAGCUAGAGAGGGGGGACCGGAGAGUUCUCGGGAAGAUUAAACGAUUUCGUUUGAAGAAAGCUCAGAGCUAUCUGGAGGAGGAGGACGAGGACCUGUUUAACCCUGACUACGUGGAAGUGGACCGCGUCCUUGACAUGAUCGUGUCCACCGACCCGGAGACGGAGCAGGAGACGCGGCACUACCUGGUCAAGUGGCGGGCGCUGUCCUACGAGGAGGCCACCUGGGAGCUGUCGCAGGACGUCGACCCAAAGAAGGUGGAGAUGUUCAUGCGGUUCCGCGAGGCGCCCGCCGAGGACCAGCGUAAAGUGUUUGCUCGCCCGCGGCCCGGCCAGUGGAAGAAGCUGGAGGAGACGCCCGUGUACAAGAGCGAGAACUCGCUGCGGGAGUACCAGCUGGAGGGCGUCAACUGGCUCAGCUUCUGCUGGUACAACGGCCAGAACUGCAUCCUGGCCGACGAGAUGGGGCUGGGCAAGACGAUCCAGAGCAUCACCUUCCUCAACGAGAUCUACCGCUACGGCAUCAAGGGACCCUUCCUGGUCAUCGCGCCGCUCUCUACCAUCGGCAACUGGCAGCGCGAGUUCGAGACGUGGACGGACAUGAACGUUGUGGUCUUCCACGGCACCACCAUGAGCCGAAACAUGAUCAAGGAGUACGAGCUCUUCUACAAGGACGACAAGGGUCAGAGGAUCCCGGAUAUCUACCGCUUCGAGGCGCUCAUCACCACGUUCGAGAUCAUCCUCACGGACUUUGACCUUCUGGCCGACAUCGACUGGCGGUGCUGCAUCAUUGACGAGGCGCAUAGGCUGAAGAACAAGAACUGUCGCCUGCUGGAGGGGCUGCGUCUUUUUGACCUGGAGCACCGUGUGCUACUGACAGGCACGCCCCUACAGAACAACACAGAGGAGCUGUACAGCUUGCUGAACUUCCUCAGCCCCAACAAGUUCAACAGCUCGGAGAGCUUUGUCAAGGAGUUUGGGGACCUCAAGACAGAGGAGCAAGUCGGGGCUCUGAAAGAGAUCCUGAAGCCCAUGAUGCUGCGGCGUCUGAAGGAAGACGUGGAGAAAAACCUUGCGCCCAAGGAGGAGACGAUCAUCGAGGUGGAGCUGACCAACAUCCAGAAGAAGUACUACCGCGCCAUCCUGGAGCGCAACUUUGCCUUCCUGUCCAAGGGCACAGUCAGCAAUGUGCCCAACCUCAUGAACACCAUGAUGGAGCUGAGGAAGUGCUGCAACCACCCCUUCCUCAUCAACGGUGCGGAAGAGAAGAUUCUGGAAGAGGCUCGAGAGAAGAAGCCGGACGAGCCAGACAUGAUGCUCAAGUCGAUGAUCCAGUCGAGCGGGAAGAUGGUGCUGAUGGAUAAACUUCUGCCGCGCCUCAAGACCUCCGGCCACAAAGUCCUCAUUUUCUCACAGAUGAUCCGUGUCCUGGACAUCAUAGAGGACUACCUCAUCCAGCGCAAGUACUUGUACGAGCGACUGGACGGUCGCAUCAGGGGAACGGUGCGCCAGGAAGCCAUCGACCGCUUCUCGAAGCCCGAUUCCGACCGUUUUGCUUUCCUGCUGUGUACCCGGGCCGGGGGUCUGGGGAUCAACCUGACGGCUGCCGACACGGUGGUCAUCUACGACUCGGACUGGAACCCGCAGAAUGACCUCCAGGCCCAAGCCCGCUGUCACCGCAUCGGCCAGAGUAAGGCGGUCAAGGUGUACCGUCUGAUCACCCGCAACUCGUACGAGCGCGAGAUGUUCGACAAAGCCUCGCUCAAGCUGGGGCUGGACAAGGCCGUGCUCCAGUCUAUGGCCCAGGACAAGCCGGUCAACCCUGCGUCUCAGAUGACCAAGAAGGAAAUUGAAGAUCUCCUGAAGAAAGGAGCGUACGGUGCUCUGAUGGAGGACGACAACGCGGGCGACUCGUUCUGCGAGGAGGACAUCGACCAGAUCCUGCAGCGACGAACCAAGGUCAUUCAGAUUGAGUCGGAGGGCAAGGGAUCCACCUUUGCCAAGGCCAGCUUCACCAUGACGGAGAACAGGAGCGACAUCGACAUCAACGACCCCAACUUCUGGCAGAAGUGGGCCAAGAAAGCUGACAUUGACGUGGAGGCCAACGCUGCUGAGAAGGAGCUGAUCAUUGCUGAGCCCCGUCAGCGGCGACAGACCAACCGCUAUGGCAACGACGAGACUGUGAUGGAGAUCAGCGACCUUGAGUCCACCUCGGGCUCGGACAACGAGAAGGAGGGCGGCGCCGCCACCAGCACCAAGUCCUCCAAGAAGUCGAGGAAGCCGAAGAAACCUAAAGAGGACGAUGACGACGAUUACGGCAAUGACGUGCCGGGAGACAAGUACGACAGGGCCGAGUGCUUCAAAGUGGAGAAACUGCUGCUGGUUUACGGGUGGGGCCGAUGGGGUGACCUGCUGAAGCACGCCCAUUUCAAACGUCGCUUGACAGAGGACGACGUCACCAUGAUUGCCAGGGCUGUGCUGGCGCACUCUCUCAAGUUCUACAAAGGGGACGAGAAGAUCAAAGAGUUCAUCUGGGACCUCAUCUCUUCGGGGAAAGACGGAGAGCUGAAGAACCAUUCAGGUCUCUCGGCUCCCGUACCUCGCAGACGAUGAUGAGAGAGAAGAUGACAUGACCAAGGAUGAUUUGUACGAUGAUGAAAACUCUCAGAGCUCUGUCAAGGAAGGAAAGACGAAGAAGAAGAAAGGGAAGGGGGACAAGAAAAGUAAAAAGUCUGAGGCAAAAGUGGAGGAGGUGGUGGAGGGAGUUGAGGAUAAAACAGAGGCGAAAGAGGAGGAAAAAUCUGACGGGACGGCAGAGGAGAAGUCUGAGAAGUCUGGAGAGAAAGUUGACGAGGCAGGAGACAAGGAGAAGGGAGAGGAGAAGAAAGACGACGACGCCGACGACCAAGCAGACGCGAAGAAGAUGGAGGAAGAACCGGAAAAGGAAGACGUGGAUAAGAAAGCGGAGGAGAACGUGGAGGAGAGAUCGGAUGAUUUGCCAAAGGAAAAGUGUCAGGGUGUGGCAGAGAGUGGGGAUACCAGGGACGAUGCCGCAGACGGGGAAGCUGUGGAGAACGGCAGUGAUGACGGCAAGUAUCUGCCCUUCCCCGACGCCUCCAACCUGAACGUGCGGCUCAGGAAGUGCAUCACCAACUACCAGAGGCACUACAAGAAACGGAUGCUGAAGAACGAACAGCUGCAGAGGAGAAUGGAGAGAAGAGAAAAACUGGACGUCUCCAAGGACAAGGAGCGAGAUUUCAAGCGGAAGGAGAUUCAGCAGAGUCGCUGGACGCGCAGAGAAGAAGCCGAUUUCUACCGCACGGUGUCUACGUUUGGCGUGGAGUUCAGCCGCGCGGCCGGGCGCUUCCGCUGGGACCGGUUCCGAGAGCAGGCUCGGCUAGACAGGAAGCACGACGACUCGCUGACCGAGUACUUCCACGCCUUCUACUUCAUGUGUCAGCGCGUCUGUGGCAAGCUCAAGGCCAAUGACUUACCCCCCAACAUGAUCUUUGUGGAGCCCAUCACGGAGGAGCGAGCCAGCCGCUGCCUGGCACGGAUCGACCUGCUGAACAAGAUCCGCCAGGACAUUCUGAUGCACACCAUGCUGGAGGAGCGCGUCAAGCUGUGUCAGCCGUCGUACGACAUGCCCAGCUGGUGGGUCUGUGGACAGCACGACAAGGAGCUGCUCAUCGGUGCCGCUAGACACGGUGUGGCAAAGACAGACUUCAACAUCCUGCGCGACAAGACGCUCUCCUUCCACCUGGUGUUGGAGAACUCUCUGAGGUCACUCAGGGGUCACCCCGCACCCAUGGCCCCCGCCCCCAUGACCCCAUUCCAGGGGCCGCCUCGCAUCGACAUGAUGACGAGUACACCUAUCCCGAAGCAAGAGAAACUGGAACCCUUGCCUGGCGAGACGUCGGCGUCUGGUGUGACGGAGGUGAAGCCCGAGGUGAAGAUGGAGACAGAGGAGUCCGCAGCCCCAGAGAACCCUGGGGUUGUGAGCCCCGUCAAGGCUGAGAGCCCCAUGAAAACGGACAGCCCCAUGAAAACGGACAGCCCAGGGAAAACGGACAGCCCCAUAAAGACGGAGAGCCCCGGGAAAUCUGACAGCCCCUUGAAAACCGAGAGCCCUGGGAAAACAGACAGCCCCAUGAAGACGGAGAGCCCCAUAAAAACGGAGGGCUCGCCCGCAGCGCAGAAGGAGGUGAAGGAAGAAGUCGAAGCUAAGCAGGAAGAGGAGGAGAAGAUGGAUGUGUCGGAGCCUGCGGAAGACACGGCCAAAGUCUGUGAGGACCAGGAUGGACAGAGUGAGGAGAAAUGUGGGGAGGAAGAUGGUGGCGCUGCUGAGGUGAAGGAAGAUGGUGGGGCCGGUGAGGUGAAGGAAGACGUCCCCAACAAGGACCAGGACGAGGACAAGCCUGCCAGUGGAGAAGCUGAGAAGGGGGAUAAUUCUGUCGACCAGGAGAAACAAGAUGAGGAGACGGAAGGGGAGAAGAAAGGAGAGGAGAAGGGGAUUGAGGAUAAAGAAAAACCCGAACUUCCUGAGAGUGAGAAAAUGGAAGCUGAGGAGAAGGAGUCCUCGAGAGGAGGGGAUGAGGUGGAGGACGCAGUGGAAGAGAAAGACGCUGUAGAGGAGAGACCGUCUGAGAAAAGUGAUCCCGAGAAGUCAAAGGUUGAGGCCGAGGAGAAAGACGUUUGUGAGGAAAAGGAAGACUCCGCACCGGAAGUGAAUGAUGAUACGGAGAAAAAAGAUGAAGAGAAGAAAGUCGAAACGGAUGCAGAUAGUAGGGAAAAAGAUGUGGAGAGUUCUAAACCAGAUACAGAUAGUAGUGAAAAAGACGCAGAUAGUAGUAAAAAAGACGGAGAAAGCUCUAAAGCAGACGCAGAUAAUGUUGAAAAAGAUGCUGAAAGUACAAAAACAGAAAAUACAGACUCAGACAGCACCAAGGCAGCUGCAGACAGUACCGACAAAGACGUCGAGGACAAGGUCGAAGGUGAAGGACACAAGGGUGACCCUGAGCUGCCCACCUUGGAGCCCGUGAAGAUGGAGGAAGAUUUGUCUCCAGUCAACGGCAAGUCGGACAGUCAAGACGAACAGAAUGAGAAGAAAGAUGCGGUCCAAAAUAUGGACGCGGAGGAAAAAUCCAAUGUGGACUCUGAGUCGAAGAAGAGCGUGUCGUCGGACAGUGAGGCGAAGAAAGUGGAAGCAAAACGAGAGGUGGCGGAGGUGAUAGAAGUGAGAGAUGAGGAGGACGACGAAGGCAAGCCGGACUAUGUCCGCUUGAAGGAGAAGAUCAUCAAGACGGAGAUUGAGAGAAUCGCGGAGGAGAAGCUUCGUCGCGAGCGGGAGGCCAGACAGGCAGAGCUGGGGGCUGCGCCCAUCGUUGGCGGAGCCCCGGGGAUAUUUGGGGAUGAUCCGAGCUUGAUGGAGGUGGAAGGACUGGAGCCUGGAGAGAUUGCCCCAACCCGUUACUUCGGCCCGGCCGUGGAGUGGCCUAAGGAUCGAGUGAUCUUCCACCGGCUGGAGCACAUCUGCUACACCAUCGAAAACGGAGAGUGGCCCUUCUCCCGCCGCCCCCCGCAGGCGUUCUUCCCCCCAGGCACGCCCACCCACAGCUUGCAGACGCACGGCACGCCCACCCACGGGACGCCCACCCACGGCACGCCCACGCACAGCGACUCCCGCAGUGAGACGCCCGUCAGCUCCCUGCUCAAGUCAGACAGCGCCACUGGGGCUGAGUCGGACCAGAGCGAGGGUCUCCCCGGACCCCCGGACCUGAUGGGCCAGGUGAUGAUAGGGGCGGGGUCAGGGCUGGACCUGGACGCUGGAGAUAGGGAUUUCCUUGUCCAGGUGUCCUCGGAGAGAGCCGACGGCCUCAAGAUGACCUUCCACAAGCGAGGACGGGGACGACGCAGGAAGUACGAGAUAGAUCCCGACAAAGCUGGAGCAAGGCUUGUUCAUCCCCGAGCGAAAGAGGCGGGGCAGGAAGCGGCGAUCGGAGAAAAUGGCGGAGAUGGCGAUGGCGGAAGCUCUGGCGAAGAGAGAACAGGCUCGUAUCUUGGCGAUGUUAGAACCUGACAUCCGUAUCCCCAUGAUCAACCUAGAGGAUGGCAGCUUUCUGGCAGGGGAGGACGCUCCCCGGAAACGCGACCUUGAGUCGUGGAUGGCCAAACACCCGGGCUACAUGAUCGACGACUCUAUACGCCUGUUGGACCCCUACCUUGCCGAGGCGUCCCUGGCCGCUGCGGGCUUCGGCCACGGUGCCACGGGGAGUACGCCGAGCGGCGUGGGGCGGGGGAGACCCCCAGCCUCCUCACGGGCCUCAGCGCCGGGGUCGUCGGGGGUCGCGCACUCGGCCGGAGGUCACAGUCGCGGGGAGGAGGAGGAUCCGAUGGGCCCCCACGUGGUGCUGAACACGCCGGAGAUUACACAGGAGACUUUUGUACGUAGGCGGGGACGCAAGCCUCAGUUGGAUCCCCGAACUCUCAACUUGGACAAACUGACAGGCAAUGAAAAUGUGGCCGUAGUGGAUAGAUCCACAGGAAAGAAGGGCGUGCUCCCCAAGUCCAUGGACAGCCGCAUCCUGAAGCCGUCUGGCCGAGGUCGGAAGCCGCGUGAGCCGGCGCGCCACCCUCAGAUGAUGUCCGGGGAGCUGCCGUUCCCCCCCGCCUCACUCUCCGCUCUCUCAGCCUUCCAGGGGGCGGCGGCCGCCGGGCUGGUCAGCAGCUUCCCCAAACUGCCCCUGGGGCUGCCCUUUGGCACGAUGGCCGGUCUGCCGGGGCUCAACCCUCUGAUGGGGCUGCAGGGCUUAGGGCUCCCGGGGCUGGGGUUCCCUCCACACCUUGCUAAGGCUAUGGAGGAGGAGCUGAAGGAGAGAGAGAAGGAGCUGAAGGAGAGAGAGAAGGAGGCGGCGGGAGAGAGAGGAGGGGCUGGGAAGGAGGGCGGUCGAGGGGAGGGGAGUUCUGCGGGGGAGGAGGGGAAAGGAAAGAAGUCGGACGGGAAGAGUGAGCAGUCGUCGGCAUCUACCUCGUCUCUGUCCUCCUCGCUGGACGCGGCUCACCCCUCGUUCCCCCACAUGUACUUCAACCCCAUGAUGUACAACCCCCUGCUGGCCGCCGCUGCCUCGGGGGGACUCCCCAACUUCCCCCUCCCCACCUCUCUCGGGGGACUUCUACCCCCCGGUCUGGUGGCCCCACCGCACUCGUCCCCCUCCCCCAUCAAUGGUCAGCCCGACACCACCCCCUCAGACAGCCGAGACAGCAGCAGCAGCAGCAGCAAACACCACCAACAACAGCAGCACCACCGCCACCACCACCAGGACCAGCAGUACCACUACGACAAGCGCCGUAAGCACCAACACGCGCCGCACCACGCGGAGCGACCCUCGCAGCGCACGGCCUCCCCCACCGCCAUCCCACAAGCCCACGGUGCGGAAGAUCUCUCGGCCAAGAGGCACAAGUCGUCCUCCUCCCCCUCCCCCUCCUCGUACCAAGCUCAGGAUCUGUCUGUCCACCGGGCCUCGUCUCAUCUACCAUCAUCAACGUCAUCAUCGUCGUCGUCAUCUCACCAAGCCCAGGAACAGGCGACGGACUUGUCCAUGAAACCAAAAUCCAAAUCUGGGGACUGCCCCUCGCCGUCACCGGUCAGCUCGUCCUCUCAUCGUUCGUCGCCCUCUGCCCGAGCCCCGUCAUCGUCAUCCUCAUCGAGCGGGCUCAAAGUUCCGGGCAAAAACAAAAUCCAGGGAUCUCUGAAGCUGAAUAGGAUUUUAGAUUCUUUGAAAGACCGUGUUCUGAAGGGAGAUUCGAAGGAGAAGAAGGUGGAGAGGCCGGAGGGUGUCCCUGGCGUGUCGGAGACGGAGGGGAAGGAGAGUGUGGACUGUAAGCCCACAGAGACAGUCGCGACCACCCCAGUGACAGACGAGGGAGGGGAGGUCGCUGCCAGUAUAGAGGCUGCUCAGUCAGGGCAAGGGGAGGGAGGAGAGGGAGGGGAGGGGGCUGAGGAAGGGGCCGACAAGUAAAGGCUAUCAUCCCCUGCUGGUCGAAUGGCCGGUCUCUCGCUGUGUGUGGUUGGUGUGGUUCAGAGAAGAGUGAGCGUCGACUGGGUGGGGUGGCGAUGUGGAAUUGGCCAAGCUUUGUGUGGUGUUACAUCGGGGAGCUUCGAGGGACGGAUAUUCGUCGGAGGUGAUCAGUUCUUGUUCUUCUUCAGGCUCUCAACUUGGAAUGUUCCGGAUUGGAAAAGUAGCCGAGUCUUUUUGUGUGAAUCAAAAGUUGUGAACAGCGUUGUUCAAGACUUCCAGAAGUCUUACCAUCCACAUCUCUAUGGAUGGAGUCUCAAUCGGAUUGCUUGCAUAAUUGGAGCUACCGUUUCAACUGUGGAUUAAACUGGUCAGUGUUUUCGAGCGACCGCUGAGCCGGACAGUGCUGUAGAGGAGCCCCUGUAUGUCCACUCGUCCUCCAGUGAGGUGUCGGGUGAGGAGAAGUUUGUGUGGGACGCGGACUGGACACCACUGGUCAUCUUGUCCUGUCCGUCGUCCGGUGCUGGGAGUGACCAAGGAUAUACCAGUGAACUCGAUGCGCUAGUGAAUGCUUCUUGUAAAGCUCUUUUUUU
Molecule: messenger RNA, 10105 nt
Organism: Aplysia californica (California sea hare)
Lineage: Eukaryota; Metazoa; Mollusca; Gastropoda; Aplysiida; Aplysiidae
Product: chromodomain-helicase-DNA-binding protein 9
Molecular function (GO): ATP-dependent chromatin remodeler activity; protein binding; ATP binding
Source: RefSeq, a predicted model, not a curated record